This is a messenger RNA of Drosophila innubila, 566 nucleotides long. RefSeq lists its product as uncharacterized. Bases 59 to 466 code for a protein of 135 amino acids. Lineage: Eukaryota; Metazoa; Arthropoda; Insecta; Diptera; Drosophilidae. Gene Ontology annotation, molecular function: odorant binding. The transcript is spliced from 2 exons. The record is from RefSeq and is a predicted model, not a curated record. Gene Ontology annotation, biological process: sensory perception of smell.
CUAUAAAAGUGCAGUUUCAGUGGACAGAAUCAAUUAGUAUACCUGAAACUCGUUGAAUAUGAAGACAACAUUCGCAUUGGCUCUGCUCUUCAGCUGUCUGACUGGGCUUCUGAUGGUCAGCGCUGCUAAGAACCCUUUCCCAAUUCUGGAAGCUUGCAUGUCCGAAAAUGGUGUCACUUUACAGGAUUUUGAGGACAUAAAAUCGGGAAAAAUGCAACCAGAGAAUGCCAAGGAUAACAUCAAGUGUGCCACACAAUGUAUGUUUGUCAAGUUGGGCUUUAUGAAUGACAAAGGCCAGCUGAAUAACGAAAAGAUAUUGGAGUUUGUCCCAAAUGCCCCACUCAAGGCCAAGAUGCAAGAUGCCUUGGCUGCAUGUGGCAACACCGUGGGUGCCAAUCCCUGCGAUACCGCCUUCCAGAUAUUGGUCUGCCUCGAUAAGCAAGCCGGUGACAUGUUGAACCUGUAGAGAGCACAAGAUCACAGCAUUUAUAAUAAUUAAUUGUUUGAAUAACAACUACGCUAUAUAUCAAUAAAUCACUGCUAAAUAAAUCAAUUUCAUACAGCAA